AUGAAGCUCAUGCCUUUUGGUUCUCAAGGGUUUACGAAGCGCCUGCUUUCAUACCUGUCUUGGUAUGAGAGUGGAAUGGAACAGUGGUGCUGUGAAAUGGACGGGAUCUUCAAACGAAAAUCCCCGAGGGUGGAGUGGAAUGAGGAUACCGUGAAGGAUCUGGAGAUCGAGUUUGCUCCCGUGUCCGACAAUACUAGCGAGUUCACACGAACUGAGCUCCGCAGCAAGAUCCCCCAGAGAUACUUUCAUGUGAAGCUUACAUUCCGGUGGAACGGUGAGGAGUCCCAGUACCUUCGCGUCGAUGACGGUGUGGUACCCUACGUUCACCCUCCUCCCCCUCAGAAGGGUGGUCGUACUGGGUCCCAGAAUUUAUCCCGCUACGGCAGUCAGUAUGUAUACGCAUCGCUUUCUCGCGUGCUCGACCACAUUGUCAACGAGGAUGCGGCUCGCGGAUACAGUGUCUUCCCUGGAGAACACAGGAUGCCCAGUAUAGAGGAUUAG
Molecule: messenger RNA, 501 nt
Organism: Penicillium argentinense
Lineage: Eukaryota; Fungi; Ascomycota; Eurotiomycetes; Eurotiales; Aspergillaceae
Exons: 1
Coding region: 1-501 (166 amino acids)
Source: RefSeq, a predicted model, not a curated record